Oryza brachyantha (malo sina) is the source of this 1817-nucleotide messenger RNA. RefSeq names its product indole-2-monooxygenase-like. The record is from RefSeq and is a predicted model, not a curated record. The transcript is spliced from 2 exons. Gene Ontology annotation, molecular function: monooxygenase activity; iron ion binding; heme binding. Lineage: Eukaryota; Viridiplantae; Streptophyta; Magnoliopsida; Poales; Poaceae. Bases 1 to 1632 code for a protein of 543 amino acids.
AUGAUUGAUCAAGUGAUGCUCUUGCUCCAUCACAAAUUCAUGGCUCCAUUAAUGGCAGAGGAGCCACUGCACUAUCUACUCGGGCUCGCCAUCCUCUUCUUCUUCCUCCUCCUGCUUCUUGUGGUACAGUACUACUACCUGUCUGCAGCAACGACGAGAUCACCGGCGGCGACCAGCAAGAUCGUGCUGCCACCGUCGCCUCCGAGGCUCCCGGUGAUAGGGCACAUGCACCUCGUCGGCUCCAGCCCUCACGUCUCCCUCGCCAGCCUCGCCAGCGAGCACGCCGCCGACGGCCUCAUUCUCCUCCAGCUCGGCCAGGUGCGCAACCUCGUCGUGUCGUCCGCCCGCGCCGCGGAGGCCGUCCUCCGCACGCACGACCACGUCUUCGCGUCGCGGCCGCGCUCCGCCAUCGCCGACAUCCUCGCCUACGGCUCGUCCAACAUCGCCUUCUCCCCCUACGGCGAGUACUGGCGCAAGGCGAGGAAGCUCGUCGUGACGCACCUGCUCAGCCCCAAGAAGGUCCACUCGCUCUCGCUCCGCCGUGGCCGCGAGGAGGAGGUGAGCCUGGUCGUCGCCAAGCUCCACGAGGCGGCCGCCGCGCGCGCCGCCGUCGACAUGAGGGAGCUGCUCGGCUCCUUCACCAACGGCGUCCUGGGCUGGGCCGUGGCCGGGAGGUCCUUCCGGCGAGAAGGCCGGAACCAGCUGUUCAUGGAGCUCGCCGCCGGCAACGCUGAUCAGUAUGCCGGGUUCAACUUGGAAGAUUACUUCCCGAGCUUGGCGAAGGUAGAUGUGCUCCGGCGAGUGGUGAGCGCCGACACGAAGAAGCUGAGGGACAAAUGGCACAGGGUUCUCGAUGAGAUCGUCACCGAGCAUCAAAACAAAUCGUCGCUUCAUCAUCACCAUCAUCAUCAAGAACAAGACUCAGAUUUCGUAGAUAUUCUGCUCUCUCGUCAACAAGAGUACAAUCUCACCAGAGAGAAUAUCCACGCCAUCUUGAUGGACAUGUUUGCAGCAGGAACAGACACCUCAUAUAUAACUCUUGAAUUUGCCAUGGUCGAGCUCAUAAGAAAACCCCAUCUCAUGACCAAGCUACAAGACGAGGUUAGAAAGAUGACAACCGAGGCUAGCAAGAUGGUGUAUGAAGAUGACAUGGACAAUAUGCCCUACCUAAAGGCCGUUAUAAAAGAGACUCUCCGAUUGCACCCACCAGUUCCGCUUCUCCUCCCACGCCUCUCUAUGGCCCAAUGUGAUGUGUAUGGUUAUACAAUCCCAACCAACACACGUGUCAUCGUUAAUGUAUGGGCUCUUGGUAGAGAUGCUAACUAUUGGGAGAAGCCAGAAGAUUUUAUGCCAGAGAGAUUUAUGGACAGUACAAACACUACAAAUCAUGUUGAUUUUAAAGGAACGGACUUUCAAUUUAUCCCAUUUGGAGCUGGACGAAGGAUGUGUCCGGGGAUGAAUUUUGGACUGUCAUCUGUGGAGCUCAUGCUGGCAAACCUUAUGUAUUGCUUUAACUGGGAUCUUCCGGCUGGGAUGGACAAAGAUGAUGUUGAUAUGACAGAUGUGUUUGCACUCACAAUGGGCCGAAAGGAGAGGCUCCAUCUCAUCCCAAGAUUACACGCUCUCAAUUAGCUCACAUAAAAAGAACUCCAAGCAUGAGUAAUGUAUUAAUUAACCAUCUAUCCCAAGUAAUUAACUGUAUGAAUAUCUGCUAUAAGCUAUAGUGUAAUAAUAAUCAAAGGCUAUGUUUUAAAUAAAGAUGUUCAAUAAUAUACGCCACAAUAUAUAUGUACAUUUGAUCACCAAAUGAAUGAAUA